AACAAAAAAGUCUCUGCCUCAGUCUCUGUCCAUUCCCUUCCUUUGUGCAGUGUGUUCCAUCUGCAGGGUAGCGAAAAAUUCUCGCGCGAGUGGCAGACACCUAUUUUGACGUCGACGCCUUUCUCGCUCUCGCCUGGCCCCGCCCGCGGCUCAGCGGCAGCGCAGCUGCUCAGCAUUCUGGCUGCCAGUGCUUUCAUUGCGUUAACAUCACUCGCAGCCCACAGGCCGCAGCGGCACAGCCUCGCCCUCGCAGUCAGAGUUCAGCCAACACAAAGAGAGGACGUGGAGUCGUGGACCAGCAGCAUGGCCUGGGAUCUUCACGUGCACGGGCUGGCUGCUGCAUCCUUAUCCCAGUGGAACGAAGCCUUUGAAGAAACAGCCAAGUAUAUUUCUAAAAGGCUGCACUCUGAGGGAGAUUUUGAGGAAACAGAUGAAAGAACAAAAAGAAGUAAGUUAAAUGAUGAGGAACGCCAGGUUGAAGAACCUGCAAUCAGUGAGGCAGUUCUUAAAGAAUUCAAUGACUCAUACCAGAGGAUUCCAAUUCCUUUAGACCCUUCAUCAGCUCUAGACUCUGACUGUGAACAAGAAGACCCAGAAGAGGAAGUUGCCAAAGGACAAGACUUCUUGGUUCAAGAUUCCCCUGAAGAGGCAAGAUUUAGUGUUGAACAAAAAUUCUUACUGGAAAUGCCAAGUGACUUUUUUGACUUCUGGGAAUGUUGUACAAAUAUUAACAAAGAAAAGCCAGAAGAGGCAUUGCUGAAGGCUGGUCUGACACUAGUGGGUCCAUAUGAUGUUUUAACAGGGAAACUGAAGAAGAUAAAAGAGAGAAAAGUAUCUCACUAUGUUUGUCAUUGGAGAUACUACUAUGAUCCUCCAGAAUUUAUGACUGUGAUAGCCGGAGAUAAGGAUGAAUUCCACAUUGGAUAUUAUCGUGAUGAUCCAUUUCACUUGCCUUGUUUUGUGGCAUCAAUGUCCACUGUUAAACAAGGGCAGAUUAUACCCUUGGGAGAAAAUAUAUUUGCUGGAGUCUGUUCUUACUUAAAGCAAAGGAUGAAGGAAGAAAAUCCUUUCAAGAAAGCUCCUUUACAGAGACUUUACAAGGAAGUAGAGUCUUUUGCAAAGAAGAACGAUUACUCCCUGUUGUCUGUCACCAAACAUAUGAAGAAGAGGAAUAAGAAGGUGGUGGCCAAGACCUUCCAUGGUGGCGGCAUUGUGGUUCCUGUAGAGAAUGAUGUGGGUUACAGAGAGCUUCCUGAAACAUAUGGGAAUCUGAAGAAGAUGCUACAGAAGGUGGUAGACUCCAAAACUGAGGAUGAACAGAUGAAGAACUUUGAUGCUAUUCAAGAAAUUAUAACUAAUGUGCAGUUUGCCUUUGAUGAAGGAGACAGUGGUACAGGCAUUGAGCUUGGACUGAACCUCUUCACCUUUGGAGGAGAGGUGUUCCACAAACCCUUAUUGCACCUGCUGAGUGUUGGUUAUGACUUGCUAGAAAGGGACCCUUUCAUUGACAUAUUACAGGCUCAUCUCAGAAACAGACGGCGAGGUAGUCAGAUGAGCAUCCUGGACCCUGAUAGUUGAGGUGUUGUCUCUAGUGCCUUGUUUACUGGAGUCACUUGUGUUGUAUGUCAGAAAAUUUUCAGUUCCUCUUAAUCUAAUAUUGAAACUUACACCUUAAUUUCUGCAACUUUUUAGUAUUUAUGGCCAUGUGGUAAAGACAUGCCACAUUCAUAUAGGUAUACUUUGUAAAAACCAUUACUUGAUUGAGAUGGUUUAAGUAAAAUAGUUUAUUAAUUUGUUUUGAGACUUUUUUUUUUUUUUUUUUUUUUUAUGUCUUGUGUAUUUACAAGUCAAAAGGAUUGACUGCAAAGUGAAAAAAAAAAAAGUAAGUUCCUAUGUUACAUGUCACUCUCAUGUUUUUCUCAUCUAUCUUCAUUGCACAGUCCAGGUAUGUAUUUGCCUAAACUUUUUUCUUUUUAACCAACCUUCCAGCCUAAUAUAUACCUUUUCUUUCUCUCAUUCAUACUUUUAUACAUUUCAAUUGUUUGAGAGUGAUUAGAGUGUCUUGUCUCACUUCCCCCUAUCACUUCACAGGGUUUAUAUGUACUUUGCUUGUGUUUUCAUAUUAAAUUCUGAAAUAGUUCACCUUGACUGCCUUUAUUUUAUUUUAUUGUAUUCAUUUAUUUUCUCCUACCAUAUACAUAUAUCCAUACCAUACCAUAGACAAUGCAUUAUCCAUACAUACAUACUUUUUGUGAUGAUAGUGAAUUAUGUUUAAGCAUUAUGAGUAAAUUUCUCUUACGUGUUACGUAAUGACUAGACGUAGUGACUAGACUGAUAAAUAAAUUUUUGUAAGGUAUUG
This is a messenger RNA of Portunus trituberculatus (swimming crab), 2359 nucleotides long. It is a transcript of the gene Hpf1, whose product is annotated as histone PARylation factor 1-like. Gene Ontology annotation, cellular component: nucleus. Gene Ontology annotation, biological process: regulation of protein ADP-ribosylation; DNA damage response. Lineage: Eukaryota; Metazoa; Arthropoda; Malacostraca; Decapoda; Portunidae. The record is from RefSeq and is a predicted model, not a curated record. The coding region runs from base 304 to 1578 and encodes 424 amino acids. Gene Ontology annotation, molecular function: histone binding; poly-ADP-D-ribose binding. The transcript is spliced from 10 exons.